CUCAUACUCAUACCGCUACAUGGGAUCACGUAAUAUCGCUUCUUCAUCGGUCGUCAUGAGAGUGAGAUGAGAUAGAACAGCAGCAUGGACACGCUUCACGCAAGAGCCGACUGGGAGCGCGUGGGCGACAAGUGGUUCCGCAAGACGGAGCAGUAUACCGCCGUCUUUGGCCAGGAUCUGGAUCUCGAUGGCUUCAUUGUGACGGGCGCGCCGUAUGCCGGUGCUCUGGCGCUGUGGCGGGACGACACGAAGCUGCAGGCUCACAAGACGGGACAGUCGACGAAGCCGGCGAUUGACAUCUACAGCCUGGCGGGCAAGAAGCUGCGGACGAUAUCGUGGGACAGCGGCGCCAUCAAGGGCCUGGGAUGGUCGGAGGACGAGUCGUUGCUGGUUGUGGCAGCGGAUGGCAAUGUGAGGUGCUAUGAUAUGCAGGGGGAUUUCAGCCAUUUCUCUCUGGGAAACGGGUCGGAUAACUACGGAGUUGAGUCGUGCCGGUUCUACGAUAAUGGCAUGGUGGCCCUGCUUGGGAACAACACACUGGUGACAGUCUCGUCGUAUUCGGAGCCGCGGCCAAAGGUGCUUGCGUCUGUGCCGGCGGGGGAGAUUCAUUCAUGGGCCAUCGUUGCGCCGAAUCACACGUUGUCUCGCUCCGUGGAAGUAUUGCUCAGCAUCGGGGCGACUGUGUACGUGGUUGACGCUACGGACUGCGAGGACCGGUUCCUGGAUGUUGGGCCGUUUUCACACAUAAGUGUUUCACCGGAUGGUCGCUUUGUCAACUUGUACGGCAAGAAUGGCAAGGCGCACGUCAUCUCGAGCGAUUUCCAGGAGAGGCUGUUUGAGCACAACUCGAAUUCGAAUACCCCUCCCAAAUAUGUAGAGUGGUGUGGUAGCGAUGCCAUUAUUGCUUGGGAAGAUGAGGUCCAUGUCAUCGGACCGGGCGAUGAGUCUUCGUCUUACAUCUACGACAGCACCCGAGUGCACGUCAUGUCUGAGCAUGACGGCGCUAGGUUAAUAACAAACGACUUUUGCGAGUUUCUUGAGAGAGUGCCUGACGACACUCUUCAGGCGUUUGGUGCCGCCUCAGAAUCAUCCCCUGCAUCUAUUUUGCUGGAUGCUGUGAGACAACUUGAGCUCCAAUCACCCAAAGCAGACGAUUAUAUCCAACUCAUUCGGCCCAACCUGACUGAAGCUGUCGAUACUUGCGUUAAUGCCGCCGGUCGAGAGUUUGACCCGCAAUGGCAGAAGCGACUGCUCAAGGCUGCCUCUUUUGGCAAAUCGGUGCUUGACAUUUACAACAGCGACGAGUUUGUCGACAUGUGCGAGACUCUGCGUGUUCUCAACGCCGUACGGAGCUACGAGAUUGGAAUGCCCUUGUCUUUUCAGCAGUACCACAGGUUGACGCCUGAGCGACUCAUUCAACGACUCAUUCAGCGGCACGAGUAUUUACUGGCACUAAAGAUUGCUGGCUACUUGAAGCUGCCAACAGACCGCAUCUAUGUUAGCUGGGCAUCUACCAAGGUCCGUGUGGGUGCUCAAGAUGACGAUACCAUCUGUCGACUGGUUGUAGAGAGGCUCUCUGGCAAGCCUGGUAUCUCGUUUGAGGAGAUUGCAAGAGCUGCAUAUCAUGAAGGACGAAGCCGGUUAGCUACGGAGCUUUUGAAUCAUGAACCAAGGGGAGGAAGGCAGGUGCCUCUUCUGUUGGAUAUGGAAGAGGACGAGUUGGCUCUGGACAAGGCCAUCGAAAGCGGCGACACAGACCUCAUUCUCUUUGUUCUCGCAAAGCUCAAGAAGAAACUGCCCUUGGCGUCAUUCUUCCGAGUGAUUAAUGUUCGGCCAACAGCAACGGCACUGGUAGAGUCGGCAGCUUUGUUGGAAGGAGAUAACACCCUUCUCAAGGACAUGUACUACCAAGACGAUAGGCGAAUUGAUGGUGCCAACGUGUUCAUCCGCGAGUCGCUUCGACAGCCUGAUGCUCGUACUGCAUCAGACAAGCUGGCUCUUGCGGCCAAGCUCCUCUCCGAGUCAAAGGAUAACGCGGCAGAAGUAUAUGUGCUCAAGGAGACGACGCAACUCCUCCGUGCACAAGAGGCGCUAGACCGUGACCUAACGGACUCAUUCUCAGGACUAAGCGUUAACGAGACGAUAUUCAAGCUUAUUCGACUCGGCUAUCACGGGAAAGCGAAAAAGAUUCAGAGCGACUUCAAGGUCCCAGAGAAGGUUGUAUGGUGGAUUAGGCUUCGGGCACUUGUCGCAAAGCGAGAAUGGGGUGAGAUUGAGGAUAUCGCAAAGGCUAAAAAGAGCCCGAUCGGAUGGGCGCCCUUCUUUAACCUUACGCUGCAAGCAGGUAACCCUCGCUUGGCGGCCGUGUUUAUACCCAAGUGUACUGGUUUGGAGCCCGGGGAGACAAUUACCAUGUAUGAGAAGUGCGGGAUGCGAGUCAAGGCUGCGGAGGAGGCUGUCAAGCUGAAAGCUGCAGCGGCGUAUGAGAGACUGCUGGAGGCAGCGGGCAGAGAUACGACUGAAGGGAGGGAGAUUGAGCGGGUUGGCGGUACGGUGUUUAAGAAGUAAUGAUGCAUUGUGGUAGAUUACAUGUUUAGAUUUGCUCUGGGGUUGGUUUUGGGGAUUGAGAUGGUUGUAUAUGAGUAUGACGACUUGAGUAAUGAAGAUAUUUUUUUGAU
Messenger RNA from Trichoderma virens Gv29-8, 2678 nucleotides. RefSeq lists its product as uncharacterized. Gene Ontology annotation, cellular component: endosome; HOPS complex; cytoplasm. The coding region runs from base 85 to 2568 and encodes 827 amino acids. The transcript has 5 exons. Gene Ontology annotation, molecular function: actin binding. Lineage: Eukaryota; Fungi; Ascomycota; Sordariomycetes; Hypocreales; Hypocreaceae. The record is from RefSeq and is a predicted model, not a curated record. Gene Ontology annotation, biological process: endosomal transport; intracellular protein transport; vacuole fusion, non-autophagic.